Rhincodon typus (whale shark) is the source of this 1349-nucleotide messenger RNA. RefSeq names its product TNF receptor-associated factor 2-like. The transcript has 7 exons. Gene Ontology annotation, biological process: protein K63-linked ubiquitination; positive regulation of JNK cascade; regulation of canonical NF-kappaB signal transduction. NCBI's taxonomy places the organism in Eukaryota, Metazoa, Chordata, Chondrichthyes, Orectolobiformes, Rhincodontidae. The record is from RefSeq and is a predicted model, not a curated record. Gene Ontology annotation, cellular component: cytoplasmic side of plasma membrane; plasma membrane signaling receptor complex. Gene Ontology annotation, molecular function: zinc ion binding; ubiquitin protein ligase binding; tumor necrosis factor receptor binding. The annotation marks the transcript as partial.
GAGAGAGAGAGAGAGGCAGAGGAUAGCCCCUAUACCUCUCCCCACCCUGAUGCUGUUUGACUGAUCCCCACGAUCGGUCCUGCCACUAAUCUGGAAAAGGAGCUCGGUAAAUGUCAGUAAGAAAUGUGAAUAAAAGUCCCAGAGGAACUCCAGGCAGGAGCAAGUUUGAAACCACCCCCCAUCACGCCCGCGGACUGUGGAAAUUCCAAAGUGCUGCAUAUAAAACAGAAUGAGCUCAGUCACUCAGUUUCACAAGGAGCAAUACUGCUACAGGGCACACGUACACACACAGAGAGAGAGAGAGAGGGAGAGAGAGGAGGGGGAGAGACCGAGCCUGUUCACUGCUGUGGGUGAAACCGGGAAGUUCCAGACCUGCUCGGCAAUGAACUUAUUGUUUCUGAAACACGUGGACACCUUCCUGAGGGACCCGAGGGUUUCAUUGUCUUCGGAGGAACCUGGUGAAGAUCAGGAGGACUGGUGCUACGGUACCAAGGCUGACCAGGGGUUCGAGCACAAGUACUACUGUGGGGCGUGCGAGCGUCUGAUGAGGGACCCCGUACAAACAGAGUGCGGCCACCGCUUCUGCCAGGAAUGUCACCGUGCCCUCUUGAAAGAAUCUGUAAUCUGCCCGUCCUGCUUACGAGAUAACGGAAUAGUUGAGAACGGUCGGUGUGCCACGCUAGAGAAGUGUUUCAAGGACAGAGCCAUCGCAAAGGAGAUUCUCAAUCUUCAGGUGUACUGUCAAAACGAGGGCUGUGUGUGGACUGGGCCCCUCAGGGAGCUGGAGGGGAAACACCGAAUGAGCUGUGAGCACAGGCUGCGAAAGUGCCCCUUCAGUGUGCUCGGCUGCACAGAGAUGGUUUCUGGGCCCGGCCUGCAGGAACACAAGCUCAGCUGCAUCCAGCAACACCUCGACCAUGUGCUGCAGGCCCUGCGGCAGGGCCUGGGGAAACCGGAACACAGCCUCACUUCGGUGCAGGGGGACCUGGGCUGUGACGGGCUGCCAGGGGACAAGGAGGAGGCACAGCAUGAGCUGAGGGUGAGGGUGCAGACAUUUGAAAACAUUGUCACCGUCCUGAACCGCGAGGUGGCCGACACAUCCAACACCCUGAUGGCUCAGGAGAGGAAGCUGAAGGAGCAAGAGAUGAUGACUGCACAGCUCAGGAGCAAGAUACAGCAGCAUGAGAAAUCAAUUUGCCUGAAGGACCUGGUGAUUGCUGAUCUUCAGCUGCGCCUUGAUGCCCUGGAGCACACUUCCUACGAUGGCACCUUAGUCUGGCCCAUCUCCGACUUCACUCGCAAGUUACAAGAUGCCAUUGAUGGAACAACUCCCUCCAUCUUCUCCCCAC